Messenger RNA from Harpegnathos saltator (Jerdon's jumping ant), 1190 nucleotides. RefSeq names its product PIH1 domain containing 1 (gene PIH1D1). The record is from RefSeq and is a predicted model, not a curated record. The transcript is spliced from 7 exons. Gene Ontology annotation, biological process: rRNA processing; box C/D snoRNP assembly. NCBI's taxonomy places the organism in Eukaryota, Metazoa, Arthropoda, Insecta, Hymenoptera, Formicidae. Gene Ontology annotation, cellular component: R2TP complex; cytoplasm; ribonucleoprotein complex. Bases 169 to 1119 code for a protein of 316 amino acids.
GCCGCUCUCAGGCAGGCUUCUCUCUGGUGUUACACCAUUUAUGUAUCUAACACAUAGGAAAAGGAAGAGAGAGAGAAAGAAAAAUAUGUAAACGUAACAGUAAGGUUAUUAAGCUAUUGAAAUUGUAUUUUGCUAGAACUUGAAAAUAUAACUUUCAAUUAAGCAGUUAUGAAUGACACUACAUUCCUCGAUAUUGAUGAAUCUCUUAAGACAAAGAACUUGUUACUGCCUGAUGAGAAGAGAGAUGCUUUGAAUAAUAAGAUGGAUGAGUGGAUGAAGCAGCUUGAUCCAACACCAUCGAUUCUUGUACAACCUAUGCCUGGUAUCUGUGUAAAGACGAAGACAACUAGUGGAGAAAAAGUUUUUCUAAAUAUAUGUACAUCAGAUAAAAUUCCAGCUCCAAUAGAUAUACCUGAUGAAAAAUUGCUUCAACUUCUGGAUAAUGAUGAACCUGCUUAUUCUAUACCAAUGAGUAUUGGUACUGAAAGGAUGGAAACAGAUAAAUAUCUGUUUUUCCUUUUCACAGCUGGCGCACCUUGUAUGACAUUUGAUAUCAUGAUAAAUACAAUUUACUUCAAAAAAUGUUGUGAAAAUAAGAAUUUUAUGACAUUCACAAUAUUAAUUAUAUUAAGUGGUGUGUCUGAUAAAUAUAACAAAGACAUUGUUUCAGCAAAUUAUGUUAUUCUCAAAAAUCGAACAGUAAUGGGCAAAUUACAACAACACAAAAUAUUAUGUCGAGAACCAAAAAAACCAGAAAGUUAUAAGCCAUUAAUUGAGGAAAUGUCACAACCUAAAAAAGUUGUUGACAAAAAAGUCGAUGAAAAAAUUGAUGAAAAAGUCUGUUUACAGAAAACUGAUAAAGCAGAGACUGGUUUUAUGAUUUUAAGAUAUCCACUCGAAGAUCCAGUUGAACGUAUUAUCGCUUUAUUUGAAAUGCCAAGAAGUGUGUCAACUGAGGACAUAGUGGUACUUAUCAAUUCUGGUCGUAUAAAUGUUACAGAUGAAAAAGCUUAUUGCUCACAUGAUAUUUUACUUCCAUAUGCUGUAAAAGCAAGUAGUGCAAAAGCCUAUUUAGAUUACAAUUUAAGGAUGUUACGAGUAGAUGUGUUAGUAGAAUAAACAAGACGUAGUUAUUCGGAAUUACACUCUGACGUUUUAUCUUUUCACAACACUAAAAUGAAUAUCCUAUU